UGGGCCUUUUAGGGAGAAGCAGGGUCCAUUCAGGGACCCUGAUGUGGGACUUGAUCCCAGGACCCUGGGAUCAUGCACUUAGCCAGAGGCAGGCGCUCAACUGCUGAGAUACCCAGGCAUCCCACUACAGUAAAAUUUAAGUUGACUCUCUUGGGCCUUUUAGGUUGUCCAUAAUUUCAUAUGCCAAUAUGUUUUGUUUCUUACUUUCCAAUACUUAAUUUUUCCUAUUGCAUUGAGAUGCCUGGAAUCUUUAAAAGAAGUGUUUUCCUAUUGCAUUGAUUAGGACCUCUUCAACGUGAUGAAUAGUAACAGGAAUAAUAGGCAUUGAACUCUUGUCCUUGACUUUAAAACAAUGUUGCUAUUUAGGUUUCUGGUAGAUACUUUUCUUUUCUUACUUCUAAGAAUUUUUAUUAGGAAUUACCUGUUGGAUGUCAUCUAAAACAGUCAAUAAAAUGUAUUGCCAGCUGCACACAAGUUCCCAAGUUGGGACUAUGGAAGAGUCAAAGGACUACUAAAAAAUAGAAUUCCUGCUCUCCAAAAAGGCUGAAUAAGACUUAAAAUACAAAGGAAUGAAUACAGAUUUGGAGGCAUGGUUAUUGAGAUGGGUACCUGUGAUAUGUUUUCUUCCAAAACAGAUUUAUUCUCAUAGAGCAGCACCAGUGGAAGAUGAAGAAGGAGGCUCAAGGUAAAUUGGCAAUUAUUAAAGCAGAAUUUCAGAACUAGAUUUUAGAACUCCUAUUUCACUCCCCUUGUUUUACACCCAGGAAACUACCAAAGGCAGAAAGAAUAUUGAUUUGGUCUAAUGCUUUGCCUGGAUCCAGCAAAAUUAGCUUCCCAGACAAAUCUGAGUUAGAAUGGAACUGACACAGAGCAUCUACUGUCACUACUCCUUUAAAGAAAAAGGGUGGAGAGGGGUUGGGUGCACCUGUUCCUGCUGGUAGUGACCAUCAGGCCUGGCUACAGAGUCUUGGGCUAAGAGGCCUAGUCUUCAAGGCUGAUGGAAGGCAGAAAAAUAGGACUCCUUCCUGUAAAGUGGCAGGAAAACUUCCCUCCUCCUCCUAGUUUUUGAUCCACCACUCUCCAUUCCCUUUGUCCAGACUCCAUAGACUGUUAACUGGGAGAGGCCUUAGGUAAUAGUUUGUCUCUUCCUUUUAUAAUAAGGAAAUGGAGAAGAAAGGGAAGGUAAAUUGCCCCAUGGGCAUACUGCUACUGAGUGUCAGAAGAUGGUUCCUUUCCAGAGGGGCACUUCUCCUCUGAUUAUACUGUUCUUGGGCUGCGAGCUACAUUUUAUGUCACAACUCCGUACAUACAUACUGUCAAGACAUAAGCAGGUUUUUAAAAAUAUUUUUUAAUUUAUUCAUGAGAGACGCAGAGAGAGAAGCAGAGAGAUAGAGGGAUAAGCAGGCUCCUCUCAUGGAGCCUAAUGUGGAGUCCAUCCCCAGACCAGGACCACACACGCCCUGAGCCAAAGGCAUUACUAAACUGCUGAGCCACCUGGGCGAGCCAACAUAAGCAGUUUCUAAGACAAACUUACUAUACAUUCUGAUUCUUUCUAUAUUGUUUAUAUUCAAAAAUAAUAUUUUGUGUUUUAGUGCUGGCUGUGACCUUCCUCACUCACUCAUUAGCCACUGCCUGCAAUGAGAAAGUCAGUGAGUUAGGUAACUUUGUUGGUUGGACUCGUGCAUUUAUUUGGUGUGAAUCAACUUGUAGGAUACAGCAGCUAGGAAAAUAGAAACACCUCUCUCUCCUCCUCCCCAGCAAAUGAUGCCUAUGAGACAAAGUCCAAAGGGGACCAAAGUAAACUGCUUCUGGAGAGAGUAAGGUGCUUCUGUGUUAUAGUUGCACAGUCUGUUCACUGCACGAGGGCACUUGGCCAUAGGCCCAGGUGAGCAGGAUGAAAAUCUUGCUUAUACUCAAUGCCAAGCCACAUACAAAGGCCUCCCCAGAGAAAUUGUGGGGCCAUUAUGGACAGACAUGGGAAAAUUCUGGAAGUGUAGCAUGCGUGGGAUUAUUUUCAGGAUCCGAGGUCUGUAGUGAUUUUGCUUCCUGUGAUUAUGGACUGAGAUGUCCUAAUAGGACCAGAGAUACACAUUGUGAGAGGCAUGGGAAAUGGCGUGAAUCACUAAUUGUCUGCAUAUGUGUUUCCUCCAAGGCUCUUCUUUAACUCUGCUGCAUAAGAGAUGUUCAAUCCAACGGGAGAAUCAGGGCUUUUUCUGGAGAAGGCGGCCACUUUGGCUUCGGGACAUGUACAGACCUCUCAAUGCCACACGGAAGAAAAACAUGGCACAGAAGCUACACGACAGGGAUUCUUCUGAUGAGGAUGAGAUUUUCAACAAGGAACCAGGAGAGAAAGGUGGUGCCCCAGUAGAGAAGCCUCGGGCUGCAGAUUCAGCUGCUGAAGACCUGGGUGAGGAGAGCGACAGUGAACUCCGCACCGUCAUCGUCCUCAAGUGACUUUGUCCUGCCUCAGGCUGUCUAUAAAGUUUAUUUUUAUUAAAAAAUUUUUUAUU
Messenger RNA from Canis lupus familiaris (dog), 2510 nucleotides. RefSeq names its product leucine-rich repeat-containing protein 37A2-like. The transcript is spliced from 3 exons. Lineage: Eukaryota; Metazoa; Chordata; Mammalia; Carnivora; Canidae. Bases 2137 to 2454 code for a protein of 105 amino acids. The record is from RefSeq and is a predicted model, not a curated record.